UGCUCUCGCUGAUUUGUUCUGCGGGGUUUCACCGCAGUGACGGACUGAUCACGUUUUUGUUCGGCCAAUCAGAGGCGGCGGAGAUGCUCAGCAGCGCUAUAAAUCCAACAUGAAAACAGCGAAGGAAGCAGGAAUGAAAAACAAUAGAUACCUUCACAAAGACCACGCAUCCAGAGGCUCUUAUAGUCUUUUGAUAUUUUCCUACACUUAACAUAAGGUUUUGGUCAAGAAAAUGGCCACCUCAGCAAGUUCAAAACUGAACAAAGCUGUUAAGCAGCAGUACAUGAACCUCCCUCAGGGGGACAAGGCCCAAGCCAUGUACAUCUGGAUAGAUGGCUCUGGAGAGGGACUGCGCUGCAAGACCAGAACUUUGGAUUCUGAACCCAAGACGAUUGAGGAUCUUCCUGAGUGGAACUUUGAUGGCUCCAGCACCUACCAGUCAGAGGGCUCCAACAGCGAUAUGUUCCUGAUCCCUGCAGCCAUGUUCAGGGACCCGUUCAGAAAAGACCCCAACAAGCUGGUGCUUUGUGAGGUGCUCAAGUACAACCGCAAGCCAGCAGAGACCAAUCUGCGGCAAACCUGUAAACAGAUCAUGAGUAUGGUGGAGAAUAACCACCCAUGGUUCGGUAUGGAGCAGGAGUACACUCUCCUGAGCACGGAUGGACACCCCUUUGGCUGGCCCUCCAACGGCUUCCCAGGUCCACAAGGGCCUUAUUACUGUGGAGUGGGAGCAGAUAAGGCAUAUGGGCGAGACAUAGUGGAAGCGCACUACAGAGCCUGUCUGUACGCUGGGGUUGACAUCUGUGGCACCAAUGCUGAAGUCAUGCCAGCUCAGUGGGAGUUCCAGGUUGGGCCUUGUGAAGGAAUCAACAUGGGGGACCAUCUGUGGGUUGCUCGCUUCAUCCUUCACAGAGUGUGUGAGGAUUUCGGUGUGGUGGUCUCUUUUGACCCCAAACCAAUCUCAGGGAACUGGAAUGGUGCCGGUUGCCACACCAACUUCAGCACAAAGGAGAUGCGAGAGGACGGCGGACUGAAAAUCAUUGAGGAGUCGAUCGAAAGACUGGCAAAGAGACACAGGUAUCACAUCCGUGCCUACGAUCCCAAAGGCGGGCUCGACAAUGCCAGACGUCUCACCGGUCAUCACGAAACCUCGAGCAUCGACGAAUUCUCGGCUGGCGUGGCCAAUCGUGGCGCCAGCAUCCGCAUCCCUCGCUCGGUAGGGCAGGACAAGAAGGGCUACUUUGAGGACCGCCGUCCGUCUGCCAACUGCGACCCUUACAUCGUUACAGAGGCGCUAGUGCGCACGUGUUUACUUAAGGAAGAAGGAGAGGAGCCCACAGAUCACAGCAAAUGAACAGUCUUAAGACCAAGUGUCAUUACCAGUACUGUAUUUAGCCAUGUUCUUUCAAGACUUGGAUUGAUCUUUACCAUUUUAAAUUUAAAAUUUAUACAGCAAGUCUUAACCUCUGGCUCAAACACUGCCAACACAUUUUAUCAUGAUGUCAUGAUAUCUGAUAACAUGUAUAGAAUGACAUUAUUGUAAUGUUAACUGGUACUAAUGAAAAACUGUCUGUAGAUCUUGUAACUCUAACCCAAAGGAUCCCAAAGGCAUUUGAAUGUUUUUAGUAGUCUUGGCCUGUCACAAUGGUGGUUUUAUCAUGUUGUGGAUAGAUACAGUAAGGUCACUAUGUAAGGCAACAUAGCCAAUCUACUUUUGUGUGUGUGUGUGUGUGUGUGUGUGUGUUGUUUUUUUUAAUAAUGCAUGUUUUUCACUUGCUAUUGUCAAAAAAUAAACAGCUAACAUUUUAGA
Molecule: messenger RNA, 1810 nt
Organism: Sander lucioperca (pikeperch)
Lineage: Eukaryota; Metazoa; Chordata; Actinopteri; Perciformes; Percidae
Gene: glulb
Product: glutamate-ammonia ligase (glutamine synthase) b
Exons: 7
Coding region: 233-1354 (373 amino acids)
Cellular component (GO): cytoplasm
Molecular function (GO): glutamine synthetase activity
Source: RefSeq, a predicted model, not a curated record